This is a messenger RNA of Cinclus cinclus, 1482 nucleotides long. RefSeq names its product solute carrier family 35 member F3 (gene SLC35F3). NCBI's taxonomy places the organism in Eukaryota, Metazoa, Chordata, Aves, Passeriformes, Cinclidae. The coding region runs from base 1 to 1482 and encodes 493 amino acids. Gene Ontology annotation, cellular component: membrane. The transcript has 8 exons. Gene Ontology annotation, biological process: thiamine transport. The record is from RefSeq and is a predicted model, not a curated record.
AUGGGGAUCCGGGAGUUCCCCAACCGUUCCGCGCGGGGCAAAGCCGCCACGCUCGGUAUGCGGCGCUCCCCCGAUGUCAGCCCCCGGCGGCUGUCCGACAUCAGCCCGCAGCUGCGGCAGCUCAAGUACCUGGUGGUGGACGAGGCCAUUAAAGAGGACUUGAAGUGGUCCCGCUCCGUGGAAGACCUCACCAGCGCGUCCGUGGGGCUCACCUCCAUCGAGGAGCGCAUCCUCCGCAUCACCGGCUACUACGGCUACCAGCCCUGGGCCGCCAGCUACAAACGGGAUGAGCGCUCCCGGGAGUCUCCAGCCCCAGCUGAAGCACAGAUGCAAGCUGGAGCAGAAGGCAGUGGAAGGGUGAACCGCUGCUGCUGGAAAUGUUCCGUGACGCAACUCAAGAAGAUUUUCUGGGGUGUGGCCGUGGUCCUGGGUGUCUGCUCCUCCUGGUCGGGUUCAACCCAGCUAGCAAAACUGACCUUUAAGAAAUUUGAUGCACCCUUCACUCUAACGUGGUUUGCAACAAACUGGAACUUUUUAUUCUUUCCUUUGUAUUAUCUUGGACAUGUUUUUAAGUCAGCUGAAAAGCAGUCUCCAAAGCAAAGAUACAGGGAGUGCUGCCGAUUUUUUGGAGACAAUGGCUUGACUUUGAAGGUGUUUUUUACCAAGGCAGCACCCUUUGGUGUUCUUUGGACACUCACAAACUACCUUUACUUACAUGCAAUAAAGAAAAUAAACACUACGGAUGUCUCCGUGUUGUUCUGCUGCAACAAAGCUUUUGUGUUCUUGCUUUCAUGGAUCGUUCUGAGGGACAGGUUCAUGGGAGUGAGGAUCGUGGCUGCUAUAUUUGCUAUUGCAGGGAUAGUUAUGAUGACAUAUGCCGAUGGGUUUCACAGCCACUCUGUUAUUGGGAUAGCCCUGGUGGUGGGCUCUGCCUCAAUGUCUGCUCUCUACAAGGUUUUAUUCAAACUUCUUUUGGGCAGUGCUAAAUUUGGAGAAGCUGCCUUAUUCCUGUCUGUGUUAGCUGUCUUCAACAUCCUCUUUGUUACCUGUAUUCCUGUCAUCCUUUAUUUUACCAAAGUGGAGUACUGGAGCUCUUUUGACAUCAUUCCUUGGGGGAACCUCUGCGGAUUUUCAAUUCUCUUAUUGACAUUCAAUAUUCUACUAAAUUUUGGGAUUGCUAUUACCUACCCCACCUUGAUUUCUCUUGGAAUUGUACUGAGUGUCCCAGUGAAUGCAGUUGUUGAUCACUACACGAGUGAAAUUGUCUUCAAUAGUGUCCGAGUAAUCGCCAUCAUCAUUAUUGGUCUGGGCUUUCUCCUGUUGCUCUUGCCAGAGGAAUGGGAUGUCUGGGUAAUAAAGCUCCUCACACGUCUCAAAGUCCGGAAGAAGGAAGAAAUUCCCGAAGGGAAUGGAGACAUUGCUUCAGGACUGCCUAAUAAAAGUCGGAGAACUCGCCCUUCCAUGUCGUCCUUUGCUCAUUAA